CACCAACACUAUAGAAACCUGUAUAAAAAGUACACAUUAUUGCAAUAACUUAUGUAAAAUUAUAGUUCAAAAUUAUAGUCCAAUUUUCUUUGAAUAAUCGGGGGUACUACUCUAAGCUUUGUUGAGUGUAGCUACGGCUAUAGGGUGGGUACGCGAGAAUUCGGGUUCGGCCACUAUCAUAGGCCUAGCGUCCUCUGACUUUUGGGGCCCAUGUCCACUCUAAAUGGCCGCCUCCCUAGAACCAGUAGGUAGAGGGAAACUUUACAGCAGACUAAGAGUAAAGAAAGCACCAAAAUAUUUCAGGGAUACGUUUUAUAGAUAAAUACCUGAAGCAUGUUUUAUAUUAGGAUGUUUUUGUCCUAUAGAUCUAUUAUAUUUUGGGUGGUUUAGAACCACGAAAUCUCGCCACUACUGCGGUAGAACAUGUGACUGGGGAUGGAUUGUGGUGGUAAGCUAAUAUCGCCAAGGCGGCUGAAAAAAGCAAUCUCACAGAACUAUCGCCAAACGUCAUCACGCUCAUCUAAUUCCUCUGAAUUAUAGCCCAUGAAAGGGUACAGGACGAAAAGAUGGCACACCAAGGUUCGAACGGGGUGCAUGACAUGUCGCCGCCGCCGUCUCAAAUGUGACGAGGCAAAGCCAUCGUGUCGCCGUUGCAUUAUAAACAGAUUCGAAUGCACCUAUUCAUAUACUGAGUCACGGAACCAACACCGACUUGUAAUGUUGCUACCGCAGCCAAGUGCAGCGGUGGCACCGCUCCAAAAACAGCCAGAAUCCGCUGAUCUAGAGACAUUUCACGUGUUUAAAGAGUACGCUCUUUCCCACUGUUCAGAUCUGUUCGACGAGGAAUUUUGGCGUGUCUUUAUGCUUCAGGCUGCUCAGAGAUAUCCGGCCGUGUGGCAUGCUGCUAUGGCCAUUGGGUCAGCACACAAUCAGCAACUACUCCAAACCUCGACCAACAAGACCAACUACAAGGCAUUGUCACACUAUAGCAAGGCUCUACAGUACCUUAUUCACGUCGACCAUACCAAUCUACGUCCAGAAGACUGCGAGAUGUUGUUGCUAACCUGCAUCUUGCUGGUUGGCUACUGCACCCUCCAGGGGGAUAUGGAGCAGGCAGUGAUGCACAUUUCCAACAGCAUCUACGUCGCUAGUAACUGGAAAUUCUGGAGGCCUCAGAGGGAUUUUCUUUCAUCUAGCCAUCUAUCUGGCUGUGUUGUCCCCCCAAGACUCUUGAGAAUGGUAAUGCAAGGACUAGAGUCUCAGCUUUUAUUCUCGCCAUUUCGACCUCGCGACCAGCCACCAAUGGCAGAUAACGAUGAUACAGAAUCAGAGCUAUCAGAGCCGUCAUUCUGCUCUGCAUUAGAGGCAUACAGUGAGCUAUUGCCAAUCUCUCUGGCAUACUGGAGAGUAAAUAUUAAGGGGAACGAUGCACAAAGCAAUCCUAGCAGGGACGAUACUCAGAGUCAAACUACAUACCUAGUCGGGCCCAAGUCCAACAAAAUGCUCCAGGCUGAAUUUAAGUGGAAGGCCAUGUUCCACAGCUACAGGCGUUUAAUUGAUGAUCAAUACCGUCGUGGUGUUGUCGAUGAGGCCGAGUGGUGUCGUGUGCAAGUUUUGCAUAUACGGGACUUGGCUGGCGAGGCGGUCAAUCGGCUACAAAUGGCCAGUUUGCCGUUUAACACAUCCGAUGGCUAUAUUGCCCGCAUUAUCGCCAUUGCUGAGCAACUUGGUGCCAGUCAAGCAGGCGCUCGCAAUACUCUGUCUUCGGAAUCCAUGGCACUCAUCGGCCAGCCUUUAAAUAUCAUCGUCCGCAAAUGCCACAACUCCCAGCUCCGCCGGAGGAUUUUGACGCUAUUCAAGAAAUAUCCGUAUCAGAAGGGUAUUAAAAGUAGUGAUAUAUUAAUUCGUGUUUCAGAAGCUUUAAUAUUUUUUGAAGAGAAUGCAUGGCAGCAGAUACCUGUUGAUGGCUGCCGAUGUAUUCAGGGUAUAUUUAUUUGCAAUCAUCACCGGGUUACGGAAUCCAGAGUUACUUCGACGACAAAGAAGACCCUGGUUACAUUUAAAACCCGUCAUCACGAACAUAAAAACCUAGCCGCUGUAGAGAUAGCACUCUAAUAUUGCAUAAAAUUUACAUUUUCUUGUAUUGUGUCUACUAGCUGACUAUAUUUCCGGCGGAGCUUUAGCCAUAUGCAGAACCUCUAUAAUCCGACCAUUAUCCAGAGUAACCUUAAUGUCACAAUCACUAGAACCGCUGGGUCUAUGGCUGAUAGUCAAACGAGUGCAGCCAGCAAAGGCUUCGUUCAUGAGCGUCUGAACUCGCAUGUCGCUCUUGUUGUCCAUAUUGCUCGAUAUUUCGUCCAUGAGAAUGAUUUUCGUGGCACCCUCUUGGUGAUGGAUAAUAGCUCGUGCAAUGCCCAGAAUCUGUUUCUGGCCAGCUGAGAAGUGCAUGUCAUCAAUAGAGGCAGCAAGGCCGCCUCGCUCGGCAACAUGGUCCCAAAGGCCGACAUCUCUUAGUGCCUUUUCAACGGUCACAAUCUGAUUGCUAGUGACGGUUGUUUCUCCUAAAAUGGUAAACGGCAAAAGAUUGUCUCUCACACUGCCAGGCAGAAUGACAGGAUCUUGGGGAAUUGUCGUGAUGGCGCUUC
Molecule: messenger RNA, 2645 nt
Organism: [Torrubiella] hemipterigena
Lineage: Eukaryota; Fungi; Ascomycota; Sordariomycetes; Hypocreales; Clavicipitaceae
Source: the annotation of a GenBank genome assembly